Molecule: messenger RNA, 1142 nt
Organism: Macadamia integrifolia
Lineage: Eukaryota; Viridiplantae; Streptophyta; Magnoliopsida; Proteales; Proteaceae
Product: zinc finger A20 and AN1 domain-containing stress-associated protein 8-like
Exons: 3
Coding region: 280-792 (170 amino acids)
Molecular function (GO): DNA binding; zinc ion binding
Source: RefSeq, a predicted model, not a curated record
ACCGACUCGUGAAAGCUUUCUCUUAAAUCGGAAGGAAGAUAAAGAGGAGGAGAACCGAUGCUCCACGGCACAUCUGCUUCGCCUCUUCCUUCCUCUCGUUUCUUUACCUCUUCGUUUUCGCCUUUAAUACCUCCCUCGUCUCUGCGGGAAAUUUUUUAAUCUCGUUCCUUACGCCUUGUGGCUUAUGACAGGAAUUAUCUAAUGCAAUUGAGUUUUGAAUUCGGCCAAGGAAAGUUCAACGAAUAGAUUAUAUAUCUCGUGAACAGGUGAGUGGAAAAUAUGGAGCACGAAGAGACAGGCUGCCAAGCUCCCGAGAGUCCUAUUCUUUGCAUCAAUAACUGUGGCUUCUUUGGAAGUGCAGCCACCAUGAAUAUGUGUUCCAAGUGCCACAAGGACUGGGUUUGGAAGCAGGAACAGGAUAAACUUGCAGCUUCAUCGAUCGGGAGUAUCGUGAAUGGGAGCACUAGCAACAAUGGGAAGGACCUCAUAGUUGCUGGUAAUGUUGAUGUGCCUGUUGCUUCAGUAGAGCCUAAGAUAAUUUUGACACAGUCAUCAAGCGCUUCAGUCUCAAGUGAGGGUGAGGUGAAGGCGAAAGAGGGUCCAAACAGAUGCAGCACCUGCAAGAAGCGUGUGGGCUUAACAGGAUUCAAUUGUCGCUGUGGAAACCUUUUCUGUGCCAGCCAUCGCUACUCUGACAAACACAACUGCCCCUUCGAUUACCGAACUGCUGCUCGGAAUGCUAUAGCUAAAGCCAACCCAGUCGUCAAGGCAGAAAAGCUCGACAAGAUCUAGGAGCCGUGGAGUGAAGAUUCUUGUGUUGCAAUAUGUUGCUUCCCUCUUUAUCCAUGCAUCUUCUUUAUGUUGCCUGCUAUGCUUUGUAGGUGUCCAUUAUUGGAAUUAAUGAUUGGAGGCAUCAUAGUUGUAGGGCAUCUUUGCAGGCAGAACUCUAUAUUCGUUGUUGAUUGGGCGUGGAUUUCUUUGUUAGCUCCAGUGUGUAAGUCUUCAUUUGUGCUGGUUUGAUGGACAUCAUUGUGGCUUAUGAUUUGGUUAGCAUUGUAAUUUAUGGUCAUGGUUCACCUGGCACUUCACUUUGGUGCUAAUUCCAUAAUGAUACAUACAAGACUGCAAGGAUAUUAAUAUUA